This is a messenger RNA of Salvia miltiorrhiza (redroot sage), 1147 nucleotides long. Its product is annotated as cold-regulated 413 plasma membrane protein 2-like. Gene Ontology annotation, cellular component: membrane. Bases 330 to 950 code for a protein of 206 amino acids. The record is from RefSeq and is a predicted model, not a curated record. The transcript has 4 exons. NCBI's taxonomy places the organism in Eukaryota, Viridiplantae, Streptophyta, Magnoliopsida, Lamiales, Lamiaceae.
UAAUUUGCCAAUAAUAUAGUGUUCAAUUUGCUAUAUUGUGGAGUGAGUCGGCAAAGAUGAGAGAGAAGCUGUCAAAAGUUGUCAGUUAAGAUCGACGAACUCAUCCAUCUACCCAAAUUAUUGAGCUCCACGUGGCGGUUCCAUAGCCAUUUCCCAAUCAAUAGUCGCCACCUAUGAAAAAUAUCUCUACACUACUCCACUUUGACGGGCUGGCUUGCGCAAAUCUUCAAUUGAUCAUUCCCUUCUAUAAAAGCUGAGCGCAUCAAGGUUGUGUUAAGUCGCAUCUGAUAGUGUCUUGAAUUAACAACCGAAUUUUCUCGUGGAGAGAGAUGGACAGGAAGACGAGUUAUUUGAAAAUGAAGACUGAUUCUGAUUUGGGAGCAGCGAGUGAGCUGCUCGGUUCCGAUCUCAAGGAUGUUGGGACCGCAAUGAAGAACUUUGCUAAUCAUGCGAUCAAGCUAGGCAGCCUUGGAUUUGGGACUUCAUUUCUCAAAUGGGUUGCUUGCUUCGCUGCAAUUUAUUUACUGAUCUUGGAUCGUACAAACUGGAAAACCAACAUUCUCACAUCCCUCUUAGUCCCAUACAUUUACCUCAGUCUUCCUUCAUGGUUGUUCAGUAUACUAAGCGGAGAGAUUGGGAAGUGGAUUGCUUUCAUCGCUGUUGUGUUACGCCUCUUCUUUCCCAAGCAUUUUCCAGACUGGUUGGAAAUGCCUGGAUCUCUGAUCCUGCUCCUAGUGGUGGCUCCGAGCUUCCUUUCAGGUACCGUAAGGGGUGGCAUCAUCGGACUAGCCAUUUGCCUGGUGAUCGGAUGUUACUUGCUGCAGGAACACAUUCGAGCAUCCGGAGGGUUCAGGAACUCCUUUACCAAGAGCAAUGGCAUCUCCAACUCUAUUGGGAUACUCCUCCUCUUCGUGUACCCGGUUUGGGCGAUCGUGCUUUACAUUCUUUAGACCAUUUAAGGAACUCAAAUGUCAUGCUUCAGUUUUCAGUUCAGACAGAGACAGUGUGAGAUGUGUGUAUCAAUGUUUGGAAACAACUGUUUCUGUCUUGAUUGCUCAACAGGCCUAUUGUCUACAUCAGUCAGUGGAACAUUGUAUGUUCAUUUGUCUUUGAAAGAAAUAAAUUUGUGCACAAGCUAUCCUUUUUA